This is a messenger RNA of Anopheles coustani, 4264 nucleotides long. RefSeq lists its product as uncharacterized. The coding region runs from base 1 to 3864 and encodes 1287 amino acids. The transcript is spliced from 8 exons. NCBI's taxonomy places the organism in Eukaryota, Metazoa, Arthropoda, Insecta, Diptera, Culicidae. The record is from RefSeq and is a predicted model, not a curated record.
AUGACAGAAGUGGAGGCCACAACAGUAGCGGCUGGUGCAUCGCCGGGGCCUCGGGUUUCCUUCAAUAGGGACGUGCAUGUCAAACGGAUCGGACCCCGAACGGAGGCGCGCAGUUCGCCGGCGAACGGGACGGUCCGGAAGGAGCUACCGGAAAACCUUUCCCAGGAGGCGCUACGGCGUGAGGCCGAGUUUGUGCUUGCCCAGGCGGACAAGAUCGAUCGUGCCCGGACGGGAGGAGGUGGAAGUAGUAGCACGCCAGUACAACAGCAGCCAAUCGAUCUCGGUUCGGCCAAGUUCAAUUCCCUACCGUCGAGGAAGUCCCGCUCCAAAAAGGUAGCUCGAUCGUCGAGUGACGCAGCGACGAAGAAACCUUCCAAAAGUCUGCUGAACCUCUUCGGCCGGAAGCCACAACAGGUGGAUGAGAAUGCAGGCAUAAAGGGGUCACCAGUGGCAGGUGAUAAGGUACCCACGGGAGCACGGAGUACCCUUGGACGGAGUAAAAGUGAUGUCGGUAGCGCGACCAAAGGUACCAACGGCAGUGGACCUCUUGUGAAGCAACGACGAGUGCCUAGGCGUGCCACACAGGAGCUGGGAGAGCUUCGAUCCGGCUCGGCGAAGAAGUAUGACCCACUGACGCCGAUCAUCGAGGCAGCAACACCGUUGGAGUACCCACCGCAGGUCGACCCGUUGACGGCGUUCGUACGUCGCGGGAGGGCAGUUUCGGAGGAACCGCGAUCAUCGACAAAGCCUCCGGCGGCCAAACCAAGCGUUAUGGAAACGAUCACCCUGCUGCGAACGAACAACACAGCCUCAAAGUCCCAGGAAGCGCUGCACAGCUCGCAGCUCCCGCCCGAGAAGCCACACCUCACGAAGGGCGUCACGGUGGAGAACAUUGUGAAGCGGUUGUCCAGCGAACGGCAUACGUCCCCACCGCCGGCACAGAUUGUUAGUGGCGGAUUUUCGUACACCCGUGGGCCCGGAGAUCCGAUCGUGUACGCGCAGGUUGUAUCGAACGAGGGAAGUACCUCGAAGCACACCGUGAGGAACCAUCACUAUCCAUCGACCGAGGAGGAAGAGAUCGGAGGAACCAGCAUGUGGAACACGAGCACGGAGAGUAAGGUGCGGACGUCCACCGGUUUUAUGGAUACCACUCAGAGACCUAGUCCACCGUUGCCUAAGUACCGUCUGGAUGAAGCCGACCAUCCGUCGCACUCGACAAAGGUGUUUCGAGGACACCUCACCAACAGCGAUGAAGAUGAAGGACUUGGGAUUGAUUACACGCGGCACCAGCGUUACAAGUCGUCCGCGUACGUCCAAUCGUCCUCCAGUCAUUCGAAGACCCAGAACUCGUCGUCCAGAAUCGAACGCACUUCUCCAAAGUCGUUUCUUACCAAUUCCGACGACGAUCCCGUCAUUGCACCGAACAUUCGUUCGACUCCGGUCGAAAAGGGCUUCACCGGGAGCUACAGCGUUCAUUACCGUGGCCAGGCCGAUGGCAAGGAGCACCUGCCGGAGUUCCACGAGUUGAGCCAAAGGCGCGAGAUCCUGGAGUCUCGCAUCCGAUCGCGUAUAGGUUCGCGGGAUCUACUCGAUCGCAUGUCUCCGGAGCGCAGUGUACCAGUGCCAAUCCAGCUCACAUCCGGUGGGCACACAAAGACCAGUAGUCGUACCAGUCAGUAUCGUACGACUACGAACGAGCGACGUUCGGUUGAUCGCGUGUUGGAUCAUCACUCCCGCGAGUCUCCGGUGCGUCCGAGUACCCUUUCACCGACACCAACUUUCCGCGAACCAUCGCAGGAGCCCUCGCUAGGACGUAGGAACUCACGUGGCUACGUCGAAACGUUCGUCACCAAGACGGUGGUCAACCGGGAUGGUAAACCGGUGUCCGAGGAGUAUGUCGAGCGGUACAAGUACCCGGGCGAAAACGUGGAAGCAGUUACGAGCUCCCGGACGGUGUACGAUCGGGAGGGUUCAACCGGGCGGACAGAAGUCCAACGAUUCAAUCGAUACGUCCCACAGGAACAGGGAACGCUGAAGAGCUCAUUCACACGCUACACCACCGAUAAGGGUGACUCGGGGAUAGAAAAUGAUUUUCGCAAGGACUCGUUUAAUCAGGACUUUAUAUCAGGCAACAAGUUUACGUUGACCAAGAAUAUCCGUGCCUGUGAAGACUUCUUGCGGAUGGAACGGACACAUACGAAUAGCUGCAUGCGCAAGCCAAGAAAGGCACACGCCUAUCGUGAACGAAGCAUAGAUGAUGGAUCCCGGUACGAUCCACGGUUGGAUGACGUUUCAAUUAGCCGCAGCUACACUCGCGACACGUUGAAGCCAUCACUGAAGGCAGAAAAAAAAUCUGGAGGUCUUGCGAAGGUGAAACAGUUUGUCAGUUCAACCAGAAAGAAGCUGGUCCGCAUGGGAACGGAUUCGCAGGAAAAACGGGAGCACUCGCGUGUCGGAAGUCUCCGCUCGGACAGUGUUGAUGCGGGACGCGUCCCGGACAUUGCUACCAGGCGACGCCUAUCGACCCCGAAAUCGAGUCCAUCGUCAGCUAAGCGAUCCCUUUCGUUCAAGAGCUCGAAGCUGUCGGCUGAUAACGGUACUACCCGGGCAUCACCACAGGAAGGCCAGAAGGUGGCCUCAUCCUCCUCCCGUGCCGAGUGGUUCAAGUCGUUUGAUCGUCUGUCGCGCAAGAAAUCCAGCUCGAAGCCUAACCUGACCACGGACACGAAAACGUUGCCGCCACCGAAGCAGGCGAAGAGUUUGCGAUUCUUUGGCGACACCGAUACGGAGUAUGGUGAUCAGAAUGCGGCGUCAUACAGAUCGGCACGGAGUAAUCUCUCGAAAACGGAAAAGAAAUAUCGCAGUGCAUACGAUCUGGACGCUACCCCGAAGAUGCGCGAAACUGCUCGAAACCGUUCGUCGUCUUUGCACAAUCUCGACGAGGAGGAUGAGUUGAGUCUACGAGGCAAAGACUAUCGUUCGGUAGAGCAAAGCAGCACCAGCUACCGAGUGGGAUCACCAUCGGGUUACCGGUCCGCCGCACGGGACUACACUCCGGAACGUGUGGCCAGAAAGUCGUACCAGCAACGCUCGCGGGAAGCCAGCAUCGAUCUGAUAGACGGUGAACGGUCGCAGACACCGAUGCAACGUCCAGGAAGCCGUAUCCGCACGAGCGAGCACAAGAAGCCACCGACGGGACCGCCGAAGCCAGCGCGAGCCUUCGAAAGGCGGGACAGUUUGAACAGGGACAUUGAUCGUAUUCUGGACAGCUCUGGAACGGAAGGUGAAUCUAGUCAACAAAGUCAACGCAGUGUUGUUUUUCUGCAUGCCACUACAGUUGGUGACAUUCCGCACCCGCAAAUAGCGAACGCCAGACGCCGGGCAUACUCCCGGGAGUCACUGAACAACUCGGUCGCCUCCUCGAAGAAACCGCAGCCGAUGACGCGUACCGUUUCCCGGUCGAUAUCGGUGCUGGCACCCUGGAAGCCGAAAAACAUACGCGAGGGCUACGAAAUCGAUUACCAUAAGGAUCAGCAUCAGGCGAAACCGAUCUCAACCUUGCCACGCUCCGGUGCGGCAAGCCGUCAAUCGACCGGAGGAAGCCAAUCGACACUGAGCCGACCCAAGCAUCGUUCGUCCGCCGGUCGGGACGAUCCGGAUUCGGAUAAAAGUUCAUCGUUCGAGCAGUCGCGCCGUUCGAGCGCGGACCAGCAGCGACGCUCGAGCAUGGCACGGGAGUCGGGCGGAUCUGCCACGCCGUACGCGUCCACUACCCUGCCCAGCUCACGGCGGAUGAAGGACUCGAUCGCUCACUAUCCGUCGCGCACUGGCGGAAGUGGCUCGACGUUAAAGUAUCGCCGUUAGAGGGCGAACAUGACGAACGUUUCUAACCAACUUAGACUGUGUAGUAACGCCUUUUUGACCACUAACGGAAUGGACGGAGGGUGCUGAUUAGGGAUCGACGGACCUCCACGUCGGUUUUCCACUAGGUAAUAAAUUCGAUCAAUUAAAUUGACAUUAGAUUAAUCUACUCCACGCGCACAGAGUGGAUCACGUUCGUGCGCAAUUUCACCGUUGCCAAUAGUUGGAACAACACGUGGACCAACUGACCUUUGCACGUGCAUUGAUUGGAUUUCAUUUUUGCCCCGAUUUUUAACAAAACUGAAACAAGUCUAACUACCGGUGUUUUUCGCGCACUCCCGACUGACACGGCAUGGAAAUCGUACCGAAAUUUGUAAUCUUUUUAAUGUUAUAAUUUUGUCGA